UUUGCCAUCUGGCGCAAGGAGGCUGCGGGUGCAGCUGCAGCUUGGUCCCCACUCGGCUCGGCUGAAUCAACUUGUUCUUUUUCCCCCACCUGAAAAAUACUGUUGAAAACAAAGAGUAUUUGCACCCACAGACCCACAGCCGCCUGUAGGCCCCGGGGGCACCCCAGACUCCCUUAACCCUUUCCCUCCCCAGGAGGAGCUGGGGAGGCUCUUGGGGGUGGGGCGGAACACAGGGAGCCCCCGCAUUCCUUCCGGGGAGACGCCAAAGAGUCCUUAGCAGCCAACAGCCAGAAGGGACCAUGGCGCGGCCACCAAUGCAGCUCCCACUGCCUGGGCCCUGGGGCCCCCCGGCGCCCCAGCUUUUCCAGCCAUUUGGGCUCCCCGGAACCUUCUACCCUCGAGGCUCAGCCAACCUGUGCCAUCUGCCCGCGCAGGAGCAGCCCUUCCCUGCAGCCUGGGCACCCCUGGCAGGGGGGACACCCCAGGCCCCCCAGGCACCACCAGCAGGUCUGCAGAGGGCUCCAUGUGGCUGCCUCUUCGACCCCCGGGUCUUCCGCAUCCAGUGGACAACCACCGACCUGCCUCCACCGGCCACCGCCACGCUCGGCCAAGGCGCCGCUUCUCUGCCGGCUGCUGCCCUGUGGGGUCCCGGGGGCUGCGGGGCCCCCCUGGCCUGGGCAGCCCCAGGGACCCCCCAGGGCCAACCACAAUACCUUGCACCCUACGAAAAUAAGAGGAGUGGGGUGGCCCCAGCCCCUCUCGAGCUGCCAGUGUCCAUCCCCAGCUACGAGGACAUCGAGGGGCCGCUGGCCAAGACCAACACCUGCGGCAUGGCCACCCCUGCGGGGGCACCCCCAGGCAGCGACGUCCCCCCCGGCCCCUGCGCUGACCCCCACAACCAAGCCCUUGGGGAGCCCGUAGGUGAACUUUCUCAGGCAGCGCCUGAGAAAGUGGCUCUCCAAGAGGCCCUAGUGCUCUUGGAUUGCUCCCUGGAUGGGGUGGGGGUCAGCCAGGAUGCUCCCAGCAGGAGCUCCAUGCCCGAGGAUGCUGGUGGCACCGGCGCAGCCACCCCCGACCGCGACUUCAGCUCGCUCUCGCUGCCUGAGGAGCUGCUCACCCCUGACUACUGCAUCCCCGAGCUCAGCGACAUCAUGCUGAGCCUCAAAAUAUCCAACGUCAUCGGGAUGGAGCCCCAGGAGGAGCCGUGGGAGGAUGCCGGGAUGGACCUGCCACCAUCCCCGCCUGCCGUGGCAGACAAGCCGAGGAAGAGGCAGGCGCAGAGCUCCUUGCCAAUGCCACCCAGCAAGCGCAGGGCUCUCGCAGCCAACAUGGGGGUGUGA
Messenger RNA from Aquila chrysaetos chrysaetos, 1340 nucleotides. Its product is annotated as proline-rich protein 22-like. The transcript has 3 exons. Bases 300 to 1340 code for a protein of 346 amino acids. The record is from RefSeq and is a predicted model, not a curated record. Lineage: Eukaryota; Metazoa; Chordata; Aves; Accipitriformes; Accipitridae.